AUGCGGCCUUCUCUCCUGUGGUUGGUGGCACCUAGCAUGUGUGAAAUAAGCCAAGGGUCGGUUGAGGCCGACGCAGAGGACUUCGACGACGGCUCUUCCAUCAACAGCUCCGUCACGGGUUUCCCAACUCGCGGCGCCGUGGGUUUUAUGGUGGGCGAGGAGCAGGGUUCCGGCUCUCCCGUGUCUGGGCGCGGGAUAGCGGCUGGCUGCGGCGUUGGGUGGCGGCGGGCAAGGGGGCGAACCGACGGGACGGGGACGGCUCCGCCACCGAAAGACUCCUUGCCGAUCGAACGGAAGAUGGCGUCUAAGGUGGUCUACCACCGGCUGAUCCCCGAGGACGCCUACGCGCCGUACGACCCUACACGUUCUGGGUCGGUGACUGAGUCCGUGUUUCGGCGCGGACUCUCGGACGCAUUUCGCCUGCCUUUCAGCGACGACCAACUCGACACCCUCACCAGGCGGUAUCGGCACGGCGAGAAUAAGAUCCGCGCGACGCUGCGCAGACGCCGUCUUUCAAUCCAGCCCGGUUUCCAGGAGUUCGACAGGAAGAAUGAAGGGCAUGUCUCGGUGGGCCAACUGGCGCGGGUUCUCUGUUCAUUUGGCGUCCUUCCCGCGGAUCACCACACUCAGGAGUUGCUGUCGAAGAGGUACGCCGCCACCGACGACCCGAGGCACCCCACCGGCGUGUUCAUCGCCUACCGACACCUCCUCGAGGACCUCGGCGAAGGGGCUCGGGGAUCGCCUGGUGGCUGCCUCGCUGUGGGCCACCACGAGGGCAGGGGGGGGGGUUCUCGCUUCAAGGGAAAUGACGGCGGCGGCGGCACCUGCAACGGGGACGGGGACCGCGAAGACGGGUGUGGGGGCGGUUCGUCGUCGGUCGGCGGCGGCGGCGGCGGUAGUAGCUCGGGCUGCUGCGGGACGUCGGUCGCGGCGUCGCGCGUGUUCGGGAAACCUACCGGCCUCAGCAGGCCGGCCCACUCCGUGGUAUCGGAGGUGAACAUGACAUCCUCGGUGGUGCUUGGGAGGGGCCGCGACAGAGGGCUAGCAGAGCUGCUGGCCCAACUGAAGGCCUUCACGUUUCGCUCAAGGUUGCGCACGCUAGAGUUUUUCCGUUGCGAUGACGCCAUGAGGAGCGGAUCGAUGAGCCGUGAGAAGUUUGGGCGAAACCUUCUCAGCACGGGGUUCCGCGUCUCUCCACUCGAACUCGAGACCCUCUGUGAGGCCUACGUCGAUCCGAACGUAUCCGACAAGGGCGGGGCCCCCUUCGUGCGCUACGUCCGCCUCGUGGAGGAGAUCGAGGGCGUCUUUGGGGUGCGGGAGCUGGAGCGGAAGCCCGAGUGUGACGUCGACGCCUCGGUCAAAGCCGCACAGGCGUCUUUCUCGCCGAAUCCAGCGGCCGGUUCACCCUCGCCAAAGACGUGCUCGCUCUCUGCGGAAGAAGAGGAGGUCGUCAUGGAGACCUUAAGGGAGCUCGGAGCGGCGAUCCACCGGCGGCGACUGAGCCUAACCCCGCCGUUGCGCGACUUCGACCGGUUCAACAGGGGUGUGGUACCCGGUGCCAUGUUCGACAGGGUCCUGAGCUCGGUCGGCUUGCUCCCUGCUCGCCCCAAGGCGAGGCUACUCCAGCGAAAAUUUGCGGAGCGGUUCUCUUCCCCAGACUCGAGGUCCGACGUGAAUUACAUGGCCUUCCUGGAGGAGGUAGAAACGGCGGUGGCCGGCCACGACAAGAUCCCCGACGGGUUUCUGAUUCGCGCACACGCCAGCACUGGCCAUCGCCAUCCUCCUGGUUCCGGCUCUACUGAUGCCAGCGACACCAACGGUGCGUCCUCAAAGAACGAUGUCAGCGGCGUCGGUGAUACAGGCGGGAGCGUGGACAGAGCAAGUGUUGGGGGCGGUCGACCCCUCUCAUUGGUCGUGAAGGAAGUCGCUCGACAGCUGGCGGUUGGGUGGGCUAACAUCGCGGACUUCUUGAACGACGCCGAUCGCCUGAAGCAAGGGGAGAUCACAUUGCCAAAGCUAAAGGUAGCGCUGGCGCUGGCGGGGGUGCUUCUCACCAACGAGGAAUUGCACAUCCUCGAGCACGGCUUUCGAAGUGACAGGAGCGGAGAUAUGGUGGAUUGGAGGAGGCUAGCAGUCGCCGUGAACAAGGUCGGAGGUCCUCCCGUCGCCACGUCUUGGAACGGCGAGGUAUUCGACCCUUCCGUGGCCGCGGGUAACAACCACCGUCGAUCCCAGCACAACCACCAUCAACCGCGGGGGCACCAGGCGGAGGGUGACUCCGCUCCUGUCCCUCAUCUUGCAUCUGGCGUGCCGUCGCCCAAUACCACUCCGUCUCCUCCCCUCUCACCGUUGUCAUCGCCAUCACCGCUCGGAAGCUCGUCCUCGCCUGCUCAACAGGGGCAGCAAGAGCAUCGGCGGGCGACAUGCGACGGUUCCAGCAGCGCUACCGCUGUCACCAACAGAAUGGCGGCUCGCCAUCAAGAUGCUGUCAUGUACAGAAACAUGGGCAACGGAAGUAGUGGCGGUGAUGGUGGAGGUGUCGGCGCCGGGUGGAACCGUCGCCCAGUGAUGGGUGGUGGUGGCGGCGGUUCAGGCGUGGGCCCAGGGAACGAUAUCGGAGACGCGGUUGAUGUUGAGGUGCUGAAUAAGUCGCUCGACGCGGUGCGGCAUCGAGUGAAGCACUACCGCAUGCACCUUAAGCCCUCCUUCCAGGACUUCGACCCGAACCGCAAGAUGAAGAUCACACGCCAGCAGUUCCUGUCGGUGCUGGGCAACAUGAACCUCAACCUAACCGAGCGCGAGCAAGACACGAUCUGCUGCAGGUAUACUGUGCAUGAGCGGAGUCCAGGGGCUAGAGUGCAGUACGCUGUCUUCUGCGAGGACGUCGACCCCGAGCAUGCGCGGGCCCAGGUGGCGAUGGGAGCGGCGUACUAA
Molecule: messenger RNA, 2934 nt
Organism: Ectocarpus siliculosus
Lineage: Eukaryota; Phaeophyceae; Ectocarpales; Ectocarpaceae
Source: the annotation of a GenBank genome assembly